GGCAGGAUGGUGUUUGAGUCCCUGGUCGUGGACGUCCUGAACCGUUUCCUUGGCGACUACGUGGUGAAUGUGGACAGCUCCCAGCUGAAGCUGGGCAUCUGGGGAGGAGCUGUUGCACUGAAGAAUCUGGAAAUAAAAGAAAAUGCACUGAGUCAGUUGGAUGUGCCAUUUAAAGUUAAAGCAGGACAUAUUAGUCAACUUAACCUACAGAUUCCAUGGCAAAACCUUUAUACUCAACCAGUAGAAGCAGUUCUUGAUGGAGUUUAUUUGCUUAUUGUGCCCACAGCCAGCAUAAAAUAUGAUGCUGAAAAAGAAGCUAGGCAGCUCUUGGAAGCAAGACAAAGGGAAUUGCAAAGAAUAGAAGAAGCAAAGCAGAAGAUAGCUGACCAAGAUAAAGUAAAGGAAGAGAAACAAGACACUUUUGUAGAAAAGCUAGUUACUCAGGUCAUCAAAAAUCUUCAGCUGAAAAUUUCCAACAUCCAUAUUCGCUAUGAAGAUGAUAUCACAAAUCGUGAUAACCCCUUGUCAUUUGGGAUUUCACUUCAGAAUCUAAGUUUGCAGACCUCAGAUAAGAAUUGGAAUCCAUGUUUACAUGAUGAAACUGCCAAGUUGUUCCACAAGCUUGUGCGACUAGAUAACCUUUUUGCUUAUUGGAAUGUGAAAUCAGAGAUGUUCUACCAUGGUGGUUGUGAUGAAUCAUUGGUUAAUUUAAAACAGGGAGUUGCCAGUCACAACGUGAUUCCAGACGGUUAUGAUUUUGUAUUCCGCCCAAUUUCAGCUAAAGCCAAACUCCUUAUGAAUCCUCGAUCUGAUGUUGACUUUUCAUCACCGAAAAUAGAUUUAGAUGUUAAUUUACAGGAUAUAACUGUGGAAUUCAAUAAGCCACAGUACUUCAGUGUUAUGGAGCUUCUUGAGUCUAUUGAUAUGAUGACUCGAAAUCUGCCAUAUAGGAGGUACAGACCUGAUGUUCCAGUGCACAGCAAUGCCAAGAUAUGGUGGAAAUAUGUUCUUGAUGGCAUCCUUGAAGUAAAUGUUCGACCUAAACUCCAAAUGUGGUCGUGGGAACAUAUUUCACAUCAUAGGAAGCAAGUGAAGAGCUAUAAAGAGAUGUAUAAAACAAAGAUAACUUCAAAAAAACCUAAUGAAGAAAUCUUAAAAGUAUUGGAAGAAUUCGAAAAGGCCUUGGAUAUUUUUAACAUCACUCUAGCAAGGCAACAAGCAGAAGUUGAGGCAACUAAGGCUGGAUUGAAAAUCUACAGGCCAGGAGUAAAACAAGAUGAUGAAAAUUCUGGUGGCUGGUUUAGCUGGAUAUGGAGCUGGUCGGGUGAAAAAAAGCAUGAAAACCAAGAAAUAAAGGGUUCAAGUCUUGAAGAACUGAUGACACAGGAAGAGAAGGCUAAACUUUAUGCAGCAAUUGGAUAUAGUGAAACAGCUGUUGAUCCAACUCUUCCAAAAUCUUAUGAAGCCAUGAAGUUCUCUGUGAACUUACUAAGCAUGUCGAUAUCAAUAAGAGAAAACAAGCAAACUCCUAAGCUAAUAGAAUUUGCAUUAACUGACUUGAGUACAGUGUUUACCCAACGACCAGGUGCACAAGCAAUAAGGUUUGAAACAAAAAUUACCUCACUUGAAGUUACAGGUGUGUCUCAAGAAAAGUGUACACCCCGUCUGCUGUCUUCUCGAACAGUCUAUUCAGAUGAAAGUACCUCACUUUUAAGCAUAAUGUUUGAGACUAAUCCUUUGGAUGAGAAAGCAGAUCAGAGAAUUAGAAUAGAAUCACAACCACUGGAAAUAAUAUAUGAUGCAACAACAGUAAAUAGCUUAGUGGGUUUCUUCAGACCUCCGAAAGACGUACAUUUAGAGCAAUUGACAUCAGCAACUCUGAUGAAACUUGAAGAAUUUCGUGAAAAAACAUCAACAGGUUUGUUGUAUGUUAUUGAAACUCAGAAAGUUCUUGACCUCAAAAUAAACCUCAUGGCUUCAUAUAUCAUUGUUCCACAAAAUGGAUUCUAUGAUCAUACAUCAAAUUUACUACUUCUGGAUCUUGGUAGUUUUAAAAUGACAAGCAAAAGUCGUUCUGAUUUAUCACAAAUCAAAGUAGGACAAACUUCUAUUGAAGAUAUAAUGUCAAGAGCUUAUGACAGUUUUGAUGUCCAGCUCAGCAGUAUGCAGUUACUGUACAGCAAACAUGAUGAGAACUGGCGAGAAGCUCGGAAGCUGAAAAAUUCACCUCAGUGUAUCUUGCAGCCCUUGGAUGUAAAACUGGAAUUUAGCAGGGCUAUGGUUGUUACAGAUGCACGAAUGCCUAGGUUCAAACUGUCAGGACAGUUGCCUUUGCUUUCCAUCCAAAUAUCGGACCAGAAGGUGACAAGUAUCUUGGAGCUAAUUGAUAGCAUUCCUAAGCCAGAAAGUGCCCCUGCUACCAGCUCUCCUCCCAAAGUGACUGAGGCUGUACUGUCCCCUAUGCUUUCAGCACCAAAUGUAUCUCAAGAUGUGUAUCCUCUUUUGGAUCUUCAUUCAUUUGCUGAGUCAGAAUCAGAAGAGGAAUUUUAUGAUGCACUAAGCAGUCCUGUGGAAGAUGUGCCAUUUUUUGAAGUCCCAGCUGAUUCCCUCAAGCAGGCUGUCAGUACAAGGCGAAAAACCCUACACAAACAAGAAUCUUUGAAAAAUAUGACAGAUUUCCAGCUGAAGUUUGAAGUAGCUAAGGUCUUAAUUAAAUUGUGCCGUCUUACUGGUGAUACUGAGGUGCCUGUGCUCCAGCUUGAUAUUUUGGGCUUAGGCACUGAACUUAAAAUGAGGACUUUUGACAUGACUGGGAAUGCUUUCCUUCGUGAAGUUGGUCUUCUGUGCCCAGAAUAUUUUGAUGAUAAUGACAAACCAGUUUACAUAAUUACUACACUGGAUAAUGUAGAAGAUGAUCUUCUCACUCUGGAGUACAUAAAGACUGAUAUUAAAGGACCAGAACUGAAAACUGUCUAUCAGAAUGUUCUACAGAAAAUAAAGGUGAACUUUUCUUCUCUAGAUGUUCAUUUGCAUACUGAAGCUCUGCUGAAUGCUAUGAACUAUUUGAAUAAUCUUCUACCUAAACAAGGAACUAAAGUUGCGGAAGAACCAGUCCAUGAAAAAACAGAGGAGAAGAAGGAUGUUCUUAAAAAAUUAACAUCAAAAAAAUCAAAGUAUGAAGAUGUUAUUGAUCUCAUUGUCUGUGCGGACUUAUCAUGUUUGAGUAUUUUUAUCCGAGAGAAAAACCAUAGAAUUGCUGAAAUUCACAUUGAAGGUCUGGAUAGCCAAGUAAUAAUGAAGAAAGCAGCAACUGAUAUGACUGCAAAAUUGAAGAACAUCAUUAUUGUGGAUUCUGAUGAGACAGCAUUGUAUAAAAAGGCUCUUUAUAUCACAGGAAAAGAAGUCUUCAAUUUCAGAAUGAUAUCAUAUGUGAAUGCUACAGAUGGCAUUGCAUAUACAAAUAUGGAUGUUGUUGACAAUCGUAUUUAUCUAACUGUUGGGUGUAUUCAAGUAGUUUUUGUCAACAAGUUUGUUUCAUCUAUUUUGGCUUUUAUAAAUAACUUUCAAGCUGCCAAGGAAGCUCUUACUGAGGCAACUGUUCGAACAGCCGAGAAAGCAGCUACAGGUGUAAAAGGGUUAGCAGAGCGUAGUUCCCGUUUGGCGCUAGAUAUAAAUAUCAAAGCACCUGUUGUGAUAAUUCCACAGUCAGCAAUGUCUGCAAAUGUCCUGGUGGCUGAUCUUGGUCUAAUCACGGUGAAGAACCAAUUCUUUAUUGCUAAAACAAAAACACGAUGUAGUGUCCCACCUGUUAUUGACUCUAUGACGGUGAAAUUGAGUGAACUGAAGUUAUACAGAUCUUACUAUGAGCAAGAUUCUUUGCAAACUGAAGUACAGUUGCUGCAGCCAGUCAGUCUGGAAGUAGCUGUUGAACGAAAUUUAGCUGCUGCAUGGUAUAAUGAAGUUCCUGAUAUUGAAGUAUCUGGCAGACUCAAGCCUAUGAACCUAAUUCUCAGUCAGGAAGAUAUUACCACAAUACUGAGGACACUAAAUGAAAAUGCAGGUGAAGGCUCUGGUGCAUCAACAGCUUUGCCAGAAUCAAAAGCAUCAGCUAGUCAUUCUAGUGAAAUGCAUAGUACUUCUCAGCACUCUGCAGGUGUAACUGUUGUGACAUCAGCUGUGGUGGAAUUGCAUUCACCUGUGAAAAUAAAAACAACACUAAAGCUGGACUUCAGAUUUGACUCUCUGACAUUAGUGUUGUAUAGUCCAAAUUCAAAGCAGGUUAACACUUUGGAUCAGAGAGAUGACCUUUUGAAGCUUGCAGAGUUUAAAUUAGUUCUCAUGUCAGCUGCUCUGAAAAUGCUAUCAGAUGGUUCAAUGAAUGCUUCAGUCAAACUGGCAAAUUGUACAUUAGAUGAUAAAAGACAGUCUAUCCAGAAGGCCACACCAAGAAUGGUGGAAAUGAAACAUGGAUUUGAAAAAAAGGUUAUGGUGGAUGUAAACUACAAACAGGGGAGAGAUGGCACUGUUCUUGAUGUUAUUGUUCAAGAGAUAUACCUUUGUGCAAGCAUGGAGUUUCUACUUACUGUAGCAGAUAUAUUCCUAAAGGCUAAAGCAGAAAGUGCUGCUGCGCAGGGAAAUCUCAAACAGUCAUUGCCUGUAAAGGACCAAGCAUCUGUGCAGCCUGUAUCUACGAUGGAGAUGAACAUUGUUGUUAAAAAUCCAGAGAUUGUGUUUGUGGCUGAUUUAACAAGAAGUGAUGCUCCUGCCUUGGUGGUUACAACACAGUGUGAGGUCUUCAUUAAAAGUAGCCCUGAAAGGUACAACAUGACAGCUGCUGUUAGAGAGAUACAGAUGAAAGCAUGCCCAUUUCUUCCAGAAGAAAGGAAAGAGAACAUUACUACGGUAUUGCAGCCUUGUGACUUCUUCUUUGAAAUGAAACAGUCAGGUACUAAUCCACAGAUGGCUGAUCUGACCAUUAAAUCUCUAACAGUAGAAGUUUCACCAAUAAUCAUAAACACAGUAAUUACUAUUACAUCAGCCCUUUAUCAAACUACGGAAACAACAAAUGAAGAGAUUAGUCAAAUUCCUCCGGAUUUAUGGAAUAAGAAAGAUAUAAAAAAUCUGAAAUUGUGGUUUCUUGAAGAGACUAAUGAAAAUGAAGAUAAAAUUCCUAACACUGAACUGGUUCCCACAGGAGAGUCAUUGAAAAUUAAUAUAGAAUCUGUUUUUCUAACACUUGAAGCUGGAGUUGGGCACAGAACAGUGCCAAUGCUUUUAGCCAAGUCCUCAUUUGUUGGAGAAGUCAAGAACUGGAGUACUCUAAUCAACCUACAUUCUCGUCUUGAGCUGGAGGUACAUUAUUUUAAUGAGAUGUUUGGCGUGUGGGAACCUUUGCUUGAACCGCUAGAAGUUGAGAAGACUGACUUAUUCAAGCCAUGGACUCUCGAAAUCAAGAUGAAGAAGGCUAAAAAAGCACUGUUUGAAUCAGAUGAUGAAGAAGAAGAGAACUACAAAGUUCCAGAAUAUAAAACAGUAAUAAAUGUUUCCUCAAAAGACCAGCUUAACAUUACACUGUCCAAGUUAGGACUGCAGAUGUUAAGUAACUUGGGCACGGCAUUUGCUGAAGCAGCUAGUCAAACUUCAGACAUCUUCAAAAAAGACCGAGCACCAUUUGUAAUAAUAAAUUCUUUAGGAGUUCCCAUCACGGUCUCGCCUAGUGAUUCCUUUAGUGUCCUUGAUGUUAAGUUUGGAGCAAAAAUAUUUCAUUUAGAAGACAAAGAGAGUUUAAAUAUGGAAUUUGUCAGAACUAGAAAUGAGAGUGACCAGUUCACAGCAAUGACAACACUGAGUAGCAAGAGAUUUUACAUUCAGAUCUGUCCACAUAAUCAUUCUACUGUGGAAAAGAUUCCAUUGACUAAAGUGGGUCGAUGUAUCUACAAAGUGAGGCACGAGGAUUCAGGUGUUGAAAGGUCCAUUGUCAGUCAAAUUGAUACUGUUGAAGGAAGCAAGAUGAUUACGAUACGUUCCCCUGUUCAGAUAAGGAAUCACUUUUCAAUCCCGUUAAAUGUAUUUGAAGAAGGAAGAUGUUUAGGGACUGCUUCACCAGCAAAUGAAUUCAACAUUCCCUUUUCUUCUUACAGAUCCAUAUUGAGUUUGCAGCCAUUAGCCAAUGAAAACGGAGUGGGAGAAUAUGAUAUGUGUGAAGGAAUUACGUUUGAUGAAAUUAUGAAAAAUGUUGACAGUUUAUUACAAAGGAAGUGCCAAUCUGUGAGGUCAACUAACCAAUCACUUAUCAUCAAUAUUGUUCCUGUAAAAGAUUCAUUGACAACUUCAUUAGGUGCAGAAGAUGAAUGGGAUUUUCCAUACGUUGUUCAUUUAUGGCCUUCUGUUCUUCUCCGCAAUCUUCUUCCUUACCAAAUUACUUAUGCUGUUGAGGGAAAUGGAAACAAAUAUGACACUCUACAAGAAGGAUGUUCUGCCCAGAUUCAUAAUGCAGUCUUGGACCAAACCAAACUAGAUUUGCAGUUGCUUAACUACCUUGAUCAAAACUGGAGAAGCGAGUACCAUAUAAAAAGCAAUCUGCCUGAUAUCAGCUUCACAACAUUUCACUGUGUCACAGAGCUGGAUAAGACUGAACUGGAUAUUGCUGUUCAUGUGACCUACACAACUGGGCAGAUGAUAAUAGCGAUUCACAGUCCCUACUGGAUGGUGAAUAAAACUGGUCGAAUGUUACAAUACAAAGCGGAUGGUAUUCACCGCAAGCAUCCUCCAGAUUACAAAAAGCCCCUCCUUUUUUCUUUCCAGCCUAAAAACUUCCUUCAAAAUAACAAGGUGCAGCUUAGGGUAACUGACAGUGAACUGUCAGAUCAGUUUUCACUGGACACUGUUGGAAGUCAUGGUUCUGUGAAAUGCAAGAGUCAUAAAAAGGAAUAUCAAGUUGGUGUCACCAUAAACAACAGCAGUUUCAAUAUUACUAGAAUUGUAACGUUCACUCCAUUUUUUAUGAUUUCAAAUAGAAGUAAAUACACUUUGGAAGUAGCUGAAGAAGGCAAGGAAAAGUGGAUUCCCAUCGUUUUGCAACAGUGCAUUCCUUUUUGGCCUGAAAAUGAUGCCAACAAACUGCUUGUUAGAGUUGAAAAUUCUGAUCUCCCUCCAAAGAAGAUAAAUUUUGAUCAGCAAGAAAACUGUCUUUUAUUGCAUUUGGACAAUAAGCUUGGAGGAAUUGCAGUGGAUGUUAAUCUGACUGAACAUUCUACGGUGAUUACUUUUUCUAAUUACCAUGAUGGUGCAGCUCCAUUUCUGUUGAUAAACCACACCAGAGAGGAUAUUGAGUAUGGACAAAGCUCCCUCAGUGAAUUAGAAGACUAUCUUCAGCCCAAUAAGGCAGUGUUGUAUACUUGGGCAGACCCAACAGGAUCUAGGAAAUUAAAAUGGAGAUGUGGAAAUAGAACUGAGGAAAUUGGCCCAAAAGAGGACAAAAUGGACGUACUCACUCUGGAUCCUAGAAAAGUGGUCUAUUUCAUGUCAUUUUAUGAAGGUUUGCAGCGUAUUGUCCUGAUCACUGAAGAUGAGAAUGUAUUUAAAUUGACAUACGAAAGUGUAAAAGCAGAGCUAGCAGAACAACAAAUCAUUCUGUCUUUGCAAGAUGUUGGAAUUUCGUUGGUUAAUAAUUACACAAAACAAGAGGUGUCCUACAUUGGAAUCACAAGUUCUGAUGUGGUGUGGGAGACAAAACCCAAGAAGAAGUCAAGAUGGAGACCGAUGAGUGUUAAGCAAAUUGAUAAAUUAGAACAAGAAUUCAGAGAUUACAGUGAGCUGAGUCCUUCAGAAAAUAAGAUCAUUGAGCUGGAAUCUAAUGUUUUGGUAUGUUUAACUCCUAAUGGAAUGAACAUGACGAUUCAACAGCCAAAUGAGAUUCCUAUCAGAAGAAAUUAUCUGCCUGCUUUAAAAGUGGAAUACAGUUCCUCUGCACAUCAGAAAUCUUUCAGAAUUCAAAUUUACAGGAUACAAAUACAAAACCAGAUUCCUGGAGCCAUAUUUCCCUUUGUGUUCUAUCCUAUUAAACCUCCAAAGUCCAUCACCUUGGAUUCAGCACCAAAACCAUUUACUGAUGUCAGUAUUGUCAUGAGAACUGCAGGACACUCACAGAUAUCUCAUAUUAAGUAUUUUAAGGUUCUGAUUCAAGAGAUGGAUCUCAGAUUAGAUCUUGGCUUCCUGUAUGCAGUUGGUGAAUUCUUUGCACAGUCUGAUGUGCCAAGUGAACAAGAGCUACAGCUUUUCAAAAAGGAUGUUGAGUCUCUUCAAGAAGAACUAAUGAGUGUGUCAUCCAUGGAUACAUCACAAAUCAGCUUAUAUGAAUACUUCCAUAUCUCUCCAAUUAAGUUGCACUUGAGCUUUUCACUCAGUACAGGUGGAGAAGAUAGUAACAAAGAAGAAAGAAAGAAUGAGUUGAUACCAUUUCAGUCCUUGAAUCUACUGCUGAAGAGUAUAGGGGCCACCCUUACAGAUGUACAAGAUAUUCUUUUUAAGUUGGCAUUCUUUGAGCUCCAGUAUCACUUCUGUACUACACAGCAGCUCCAAUCAUCAGUUGUAAGGCAUUAUUCAAAACAGGCGAUAAAACAGAUGUAUAUUCUUAUUCUUGGCCUUGAUGUGUUGGGUAAUCCAUUUGGAUUCAUAAGAGGCUUGUCUGAAGGAGUAGAAGCUUUCUUCUAUGAACCAUACCAGGGAGCCAUCCAGGGUCCUGAGGAAUUUAUAGAAGGAAUGGCACUAGGAUUUAAAGCACUUGUAGGGGGAGCUGUGGGUGGAUUAGCAGGAGCUGCCUCAAGAAUCACAGGUGCUAUGGCAAAAGGAGUAGCUGCAAUAACUAUGGAUGAGGAUUAUCAGCAAAAAAGGAGAGAAGCCAUGAAUAAACAACCCACUGGUCUGAGAGAGGGUAUCACCCGUGGUGGAAAAGGACUAGUUUCUGGUUUUGUCAGUGGCAUAACAGGAAUAGUUACAAAACCAAUAAGAGGAGCUCAGGAAGAAGGAGCAGCUGGUUUUUUCAAAGGUGUUGGAAAAGGCUUAGUGGGAGCAGUGGCUAGGCCCACUGGUGGAAUCAUAGAUAUGGCAAGCAGCACAUUUCAGGGCAUUAAAAAGGUUGCAGAUUCAUCAGAAGAUGUGAUAAGCCUGCGACCACCUCGUUUCUUUGGUGAAGAUGGAGUUAUUAGACCCUACAGAUUACGAGAUGGAACUGGAAGUCAAAUGUUACAGAAAAUUGAAAAUGGAAGAUUUGCAAAACUCAGAUAUAUUGCACAUGCUAUGGUCAACAGUACAGAUCUGUUAAUGGUAACAAAAAGUGGUGUGUUAUUUGUGACAAAAGGGGCGUUUGGACAGCUGACAUGUGAAUGGCAAUACACUUACGAUGAAUUUACCAAAGAACCAUUCAUCGUUGAUGGUCGAAGAUUGCGCAUUGAAGCCAAGGAACGAGUUAAGUCUGUCUUCCAUGCCAAAGAAUUUGGAAAAAUUAUUAAUUUUAGAAGUCCAGAGGAUGCUAAGUGGAUCCUUUCUAAACUAGAAGAAGUACGAGAAAAUCAGCCAAAAUUGUAAUGAAUGGAGAAGCACCAAGAUAGGAAGAACACUGAACAGCUACCUUUUAAUUCCUCUUUCACAAGCAGAACUGUUUGAAUAUCAUCAACAAAAGAAAAAACAGGAGGCAGGGAAGAUUUGUCCAGUUAUUUAUUACAGUCACAACAGUCUAUAUCAGAAUAGUAGAUGAUGCUAGCUUAAAAUUAUGUAAUGAUAAACAAAAUCUGCCAAGUUUUGUCUUGGUUUGCUUCAUUUAUUUUUUUUUAAUGUAAGAAUUUCAGGUAUCAUUUUUUAUAUAAGCCGUAUAAAGUGAGUUUGUCUUAAUCUUUGAUACUGAAAUUGAACUCUGGAAUAAUUCUUAUGAUACUAUUUGGAGCAAAUCUUGCAGUUUUGAUUUGACUGUGGAAAUCAGUACAUACUUUCUCUUUUGGUUUUAAUGUGACUAGAGGCUGUGUUGAAAUACAAAUUUUUUUGUGAAAGGAAAUGUUAACUUAAUCACCAGUGUUGCAACUCAAAAUAUAAGGAGGAGGCUACUGAUCAGAGAAUUUGAAUUUAGGUCAUAAUUGUCUGCUUAGUUGACAAUACUAGGGCUUUUUAUAAAUGAAUGGACCAGAUCAGAAUUAAUUUACAGUACAGUAUCGCUUUUAGUGUAAACUUUUUUAUAUCCUACUCAAGGAAACAUUGCAGCACCUCUAUCAAUUAUUACAGAAAAUUUAACAGUUUACAAAAAUGCGUAUUGGGGAGAAUUAACUCUGCACUAAAAAUAUUAAUAAAAACCUAUUAUUUUAAAUAGAAGUUAGUAACAGUCUUGCAACUCAAGAAGGAGUUUAUGGGGUUAUAAGUGCACUGUUGCAUACCAAAUAUAAAUGCCUUGAAUUACACAAUAUUGUGUGCUGAGCAAGUGACUAUUGAAGUCAAAUUUAUAUUAAAUAAUGAAUAUAUGUCACAGAUGCUUUUAUUAACUUUUCUUACCCAAUGACACUUUGUUGUUUCAUACCCAGACAGCAGCAUUUUAUUAGCUUGAAUAUCUGCAAUUCUGUUUAUUUUUUAGAUGUAGUAGUAAUAGUAUUGUUGAAUGGCUGUUUACUGCAGUUGAUACAAAAAGUACAUGAAACUAUACAGUGUUACAUGAAGGUUUCUAUAACUUCCCAUAUCAAAGUCUUCAAAAUAUCUUGUACAUAUAGAAAGCACCUACUGCCAAAAUGUGAUUUCCAAACAAUAGUUUGGAAUAUUUAUAGCAACAGGAUAGGAUUCUAAUGCGGCUGGUGAUGCUUGAAGUAUCCAAAUUGUUGUGUUAUUAUAAAUCUAAAACAACUAGCAUGUAACCUAUAGUUGCACAUAUUUAAUUUACUGUAAGUCUUGCCAUUGGUGUUGAAUAACCAUUUAGCAGGUUACAAAAUUCAGGUAAUCUUGCAAUUUUCCCCAUAAAUUGAAUAAAAAUAUUUCAAGGGGAUGCAAAACUAUUAUAAUGAUGGUGUUACUCCAAUCAUUUUGUACACCAAGAAUAUACCAAGAGUAUUAACUCAGGUUACACCAUGCCAAAUUUCCGUACCUUGCCUUACAUAACUGGUGGUUUCAUAUGCACUGAGUUCCAUUCUUUAUCUGUCAAUUGUUUUUCAUCUGUCAUUUCUGUCUUAGGCAUGAUAGUUCAUUUAAUAGCCUCAUAAUGUUCUUGAUAAGUGUGUGAUCUCCUCUGCAUCCCUACAUUUACAGAGUACCUGCUGCAAAUUUCACUUACAAUACAUCUUGUACUUUGUACAUUCCCAUUUGUGUGUAGCUUUUCCAUUUUCCUGAUUCUAAAUAUUUUCUCUCCACAGAGCCUCUGUUUUAAUUAUUUCUUACAUUUAUUUUGCCAACAAACUCUGAUUCUGAAAUCUCAGCUGGCUCUUCAGUAAUAUUUAAGCAAUUUAACUCUUAAUGUUGAAGGAUUUAUUUUAAAUGUGCAUAUUUUUGUUUAAGCACCUCAUGUUUUGGAAAACAUAACAAUUCCCCCAGAAUGGCAUUUUUCUUAUAAACUAUAAAAUAUUUUGGUCUUCUUCUAACUAAAAGCCUUAAGACAGGGGCUAAAAUGCCCAGAAGUCAAUGUGGGACUUCUCUUCCAUGUCCCUUGGUUUCCACUUGUAAUGAAAGUGAUUUUCUAUUGGUCCUUUUUCUAGUCUGUAAUUUGUGUCUUUUGACUGUUUGAUUUUUUUGUUUGAGGGUUUUUUGUUGUAGGUUUUUGUUUUUUUUUUUCUUUUUAAGAAAGCUUUCUCUAUACAGUCAUGAAAAGAUUUCGCCAUUUCUUGGCAAACACCAGUUGUGUCCUUUAACUAUAUAUCACCCCAGGCUGAAGAGAAAGGUAUUUAAACUUGUGCCAUUGUGUAAUUUUCUGGAUUACUGCAGGUUGUAUGAGAUGUCUACUCUGCUGUGCCUCAUUCCUUAUUGCAAUAUGCAUAUUUUUUCAACAAGAAGACUGAGUAGGUGUGUUCAUUUUUAUUGAAAGUGUAUAUGCAAUGAGAAAAGGGGAUCUUGAUAAAAACUGAAAUGUAGGCAUUUAGUUCUGCCCACUGUGGUGUUUGAAAGUGUAUCUUGGCCUUUACUGAAGUGCUGAAGAACCUCUUCUCUUCUAUGACUGUUAUGUAAACUUAAUACAUUUGUGAAACAUCAUUUGGGUUCUCAGUUUGCUAAGGGUUGCAAUUACCUCUAAAAAAUUGCUGAAGCACUUGUAAGUCUGGUUGUUGCCCUUCCUUUUUGUUCAGCUGCAUGGCUUUAAUGGCAUGGCUCUCUUGGUUUCUACCCCAUCCUAUCCCCCACUUCUUAAUCUUGAAUAAAGUGAAACUGAAUUUUAGUUGACUGAAAUGUAAGUGUUGCUUGUUUUCUUUAUAUACUGCUUUAAUUGACAGAUAAUACCAUUACUUGGAAUUUCAGAGGUCAAGCCAAAUCCUGUCUCUGAGAACACAUGGUCAAACUUGUGUUGCAGCUGUCUCAGGAAAACAGAAUUAGAGAUUUUAGAAUUUACCUUUUGUUUGUUAUUUUAAAACAAGUUUUUAGUAGCUGGAUUAGCAUGUAUAAUUUCCUUUUAAAUUUUUUUUGACGGGUGUGGAGGGUUUUUUUAGCUGUUGGGUUUUUUUUUUGUGGUGGUGGGGUUUUUUGGGCUUUUUUGGGGUUUUUUUUGUUUGUUUGUUUUGUUUGUUUGUUUUUCUUCUGUUGCUGUAUUGAAAACGACAUAGUGGUGUUGCCAGAUGAUAGAAUCAUGGAAUGGUUUGGGUUGAAAGGGGCCUUACAGAUUACUUGGUUCCUGUAUGCCUGCUGUGGGCAGGGACACUUUCCACUAGACCAGGUUGCUCAGAAUCCCAUCUAACCUGGCCUUGGAUAGCUUCAGGGGUGGAGCAUCCACAACUUUCUGGGGCAGCCUAUUGCAGUGAUUUGCUAUCCUCACAGGAAGGAAUUUCUUCUUAAUAUCUUAUUCUAAACCUACUCAAUCUGAAGCCAUUCCCUCUUGUAUUGUAAGAGCACAUAGUGCUCUUGGCAAAAGUUCCUCCAGAA
Messenger RNA from Cinclus cinclus, 13089 nucleotides. RefSeq names its product vacuolar protein sorting 13 homolog A (gene VPS13A). The transcript is spliced from 72 exons. Gene Ontology annotation, biological process: protein retention in Golgi apparatus; protein targeting to vacuole; autophagy. Gene Ontology annotation, cellular component: extrinsic component of membrane. Lineage: Eukaryota; Metazoa; Chordata; Aves; Passeriformes; Cinclidae. Bases 7 to 9585 code for a protein of 3192 amino acids. The record is from RefSeq and is a predicted model, not a curated record.